AUGACAAGGGUUUCACAACUCAGCAUUAUCUUCGGUGACAAACACAAACUACAGAAUCUUCACAAAGAGUCUGUCAAAGUUCCCGAUGUCGUCCAGACGAAACCAUCGUCGGACAAAAACAAACGAUUGAGCAGCUGGUUUGAUUCUUCGUCAACGUCUUCGUUCCAAAUGCCUCUUCACUACCCUAACUACACAAAGAAAGAGUACGAGAUCAUGUCGGAGGAGGAACUCGAUCGGCUUCUCAAAUUAUAUGGUCUGCCAACAGAUCUCGGUGACUUGCCUUGCAAAAAACAAUUCGUGGUCGGUGCAUUCUUGUGGGAGAAAGAGCUAAACUCCUCUCUGGCUGAGCAUGAUUCAGUAAACCCUAAUUCGUCCAUUGGUGUUUAA
This is a messenger RNA of Microthlaspi erraticum, 387 nucleotides long. NCBI's taxonomy places the organism in Eukaryota, Viridiplantae, Streptophyta, Magnoliopsida, Brassicales, Brassicaceae. The record is from the annotation of a GenBank genome assembly.